AAUAAAAAGAAAGCUCCCAGCCCAGAAGCCAGGAGAAGUUUCUAGGCGCACGUCCCCCAGGGUUAUUAAGCUCCUGGCUCCCCUGUAGGCCGACCUCAACGUCUCUGGCUGGACGCCUGGGCGUUCUGGAAGGAAGGUGGUGGCUUGCUGAUCUCUGCUGAAGCCGUGUGAGGAGGAAGGGGGGUCCUCUGGAAGGGGUCACCUUUAGGGGGUCCCUGCCACCACCCCCCCAGCUUGGCGUGGACUGUGUGUGACGUGGAUGUUUCUGGCAGAAGAGCAGCAUUUCAUCCGGAAGACUCGGCUCUGAAAGCCAUCUCCACCUGUGACCUUGGGCAGUCAGCGAGCUCCCUCUCUCCCAGCCUCAGUUUCCCCCCGUGAGCUCAGCAGUCAUCAUGGCCGAUGGUCAGAUCCCUUUCUCCUGCCACUACCCUAGCCGCCUGCGCCGAGACCCCUUCCGGGACUCACCCCUGUCCUCCCGCCUGCUGGACGAUGGCUUUGGCGUGGACCCCUUCCCCGACGACCUCACCGCCCCCUGGCCCGACUGGGCUCUGCCUCGGUUCUCCUCGGCCUGGCCUGGCACGCUGAGGUCAGGCAUGGUGCCCCGGGGGCCCACGGCCACCGCUAGAUUCGGGGUGCCUGCAGAGGGCAGGAGCCCCCCACCCUUCCCCGGGGAGCCGUGGAAAGUAUGCGUGAACGUGCACAGCUUCAAGCCGGAGGAGCUGAUGGUGAAGACGAAGGACGGCUAUGUGGAAGUGUCUGGCAAACACGAGGAGAAGCAGCACGAAGGCGGCAUCGUUUCCAAGAACUUCACCAAGAAAAUCCAGCUCCCUGCUGAGGUGGAUCCUGUGACCGUCUUUGCCUCGCUUUCCCCAGAGGGCCUGCUGAUCAUCGAGGCUCCCCAGAUCCCCCCUUACUCGCCGUUCGGAGAGACCAGCUUCAACAACCAGCUUCCUCAAGACAGCGCUGAAGUCCCCUGCACCUAAGAGGCCAGCCUCGGCCUGACCUGCUCCUCCCCCUCGCCCCAGGGCUUCUCUGCCUCCAGACUGCAUUACUUUAGCUGCACUCAGAUCUCCUGCCACAGACACAGACGCCCGGGGACCUCCAGGGGCAAGGGAAGAAUGAAUGACCACAGAGUCCCCGGCUGGCGUAGUACUAGAUUUCUCCAUCAGAGGGCGCAAUCGGAAGGCCAUGCUUGGUUGCUGGUUAGGUCAAAGUAAUUGGGAGUUUGGGUGGUUGGUUUUUGUUUGUUGUUUUUUAAAUUUUAUUAUUAUUUUGUUUUGUUUUGUGCUUCCCGCCUUUCUUUACCUUUUCUAUCAGUUUGACACUACUGCAGAGUGUGUAGUUGCAAACAGAUGAGGACUCAGCAUUUCACCUUGCAUCUUGCCUUGCUGCUAAUGUAAAGGAAUGCUCUCCCCCUCCCUCCUUCGCCCCCCCCUCCCCCACCCCUCCCGGGGACCUCCUUAGCACUGGAUUCCUGCACCAGGCUCUCAUUCCUGCAUGGUUUGGUUAAUGGAGCCCAUUGGCCAACCUCAUGGUGUUUGUUGAUAUACCUUUGGCCUACAAAGGGUUCUAGACCCAUCUCUACCUGGGAACCAUCCCCCAACCACGUAAAAGCAAAUAGUGCCUUCUGUCCUCUCGCCCGAUGUUCAUAGCAUGCUCCUGGCUCCCAAAUUGGCACUCCCCCGAGGAUUCUGGGAGCCCCUCAGUUAAUAGCUAGUUCUGGCUAGGGUCCCCACUUUCUUUUGUCCCCUAUGUACGUCAGGAUUUUUUUUCUUUUUUAAAACAGAGGGGGCUGUCUCCAUACAGCUCUACCAGGAACCAAUCAAAGGCCAGACAGCCUGGUAGACAGGCUAUUGUAUGGGUAGGAAGUGUGUAUGUGUGUGUGCGUGUGUGUGUGUGUAUGUGUGUGUGUGUGUCAUUGUUGUUUGACUUGUGCUGUUGUUUAGGAGAAAGGAACAAUGAAUAGGAAUUAUGAUCACAAAAAUAAAGGAGCUCAUGUUCUUA
Messenger RNA from Dipodomys ordii (Ord's kangaroo rat), 2004 nucleotides. It is a transcript of the gene Hspb8, whose product is annotated as heat shock 22kDa protein 8. NCBI's taxonomy places the organism in Eukaryota, Metazoa, Chordata, Mammalia, Rodentia, Heteromyidae. Gene Ontology annotation, molecular function: protein homodimerization activity. Gene Ontology annotation, cellular component: protein folding chaperone complex; nucleus; cytoplasm. The transcript has 3 exons. Bases 393 to 983 code for a protein of 196 amino acids. Gene Ontology annotation, biological process: cellular response to unfolded protein. The record is from RefSeq and is a predicted model, not a curated record.